Periconia digitata is the source of this 2209-nucleotide messenger RNA. The record is from the annotation of a GenBank genome assembly. NCBI's taxonomy places the organism in Eukaryota, Fungi, Ascomycota, Dothideomycetes, Pleosporales, Periconiaceae.
UUUGCUUUUCUCGCAAACGUCCAGACUCCUUCCAGACCCCAUCGUUGCUUCUCUUCUUCCACCGGCGAACGCGGGACAAACCACCCCUCCAACCUACACGCUCUCACGAGAUCUAGGCCUCGCGGGUGUCGCAGAUCCAAGACCCCCCCUUCCGUCCACGUUAGGGAAUCAUCGAUGGUCGUGGGCGGGUGACCUGCCCGAUGUCGCUACCGCUUUGCGCAUGACGAUGGCCGCUGGUUUGUGUGGGGUCAGUGCUGUACGGUGGCAUUAUGCGAUGCGCACGACGAGGCUACCAGCCUGCCCUCCUCUUCGGACAUGCCGCGCUCGCUGUUGUACUGUUUGUACUGGCUCUGCUAUCACGGGCUGGGCCAGGGUGACGUCCACUCGCAUGUGAAAAGCCGACAACAUCAUACAGCAUAUCUCUCUUGACUGCGCAAUGUGAAGGGCGAAGAUUGUCAAUCUCCUACUCUCCUCCCUUUCCGACGCUUGCACCAACCCCGAUGAUUCAUUUUAUGAACGCUUGCUCCUACUACUCCCUCGCUAGCUCCCUAGUUACCCAUCCGAUUAUUGUUUAUUGUUCACUGAUUCCCCAGUUAAUUCUCCCGCAGCGGGUCCGCUAGCCAGCUAGGCCUGCUCGUUCUGGCGCUCGAGGCGGUGAACUGCAGGCGUUUAAUUGCAACCAACCGCCGUCUACAGGAGUCAAGCAAGCCUGCAGCCCUCACGCUUCUGGCAAUCCUCUAGCCUGCUGUCACCAGGCCCAUCUCCGUCCCUAGCCACGCCAGGCGCUACACUACACUUUUAUAACUCAACACUUUCGCCUCCACUCUUUUUGCGCUGCUCCAUCGCCCUGACCGCACUUUUCUUCCGUUUCUACGUCAACUGUCUGUCUUCGCAAGAGAGAUUGUGUCUGUGCUGCUGGUCACCGCACUUUUCUUUCCACCUGUGCUCCCACAGCUCAAUUCCUCCUCCCAGUUUGCAUUUAUCUUCUUGGAUUUUUUGUUUCCUUUUCUCCUCUAUUCCUGGUCUUGGUCGCCCUGUUCGAGAGCAUACUCACUCCCAUCUUAUUUCCGCCAAAUAUCGCCAUCUUCAUGUGCCCAUCAUGAACCGGACUGAUAGCGCUUUCGAUGAAUCCUUUCGCCCAAGACAGUCACAAAGCGCAAAGCGUCACGCUUAUAAGAACACCCCCUCUUCAAAGAAGGAUCGAUCUUCCAAACCUCAAUCUCCCCGCUACUCUUCAAAGGACCAGCCAGCAAUGAAAGCCUCCAAAACCCCCCCGGCGACCGCAACGCAACCUAAACCACAGCAAAAAUCUACGGCCUCUUCUACCUCUUCAUCCGCAACCAAGUCCCGCAAACGCAACAACCCAGGCUCCUCCCACCCCUCCUCACGGCGAACCUCCUGUACAAUCAUCGACCCCUCACGUCCAGCGCGCCAUUACCGGAUCAAGAGCGCUCAAACAUGCCCAACUCUCAACGGCGACGUCGAUGACGUGCUCGCCCUGCACUUUCGCGCCUGCAGCAUCUUCCAAAACCCUUCCUACCAAUCCAGCUCCCUCCCAAACAGCCCUCCGCGCUCCUCCAAUGGUCUAACCCACAUUCCCCACGGGCUCGGUGAAGGGCGUCCAUCCAUCGAUGCCACGGUAGCAGCAGGUCCACCAGGUCUCCCCCGAAGAGCAGCAACCACAGACUUCGUUCCCACAUCUUCCUCUUCUCUCCCGCCAACAGCACGCCCCGAAACAGCACCAUCGCAUCUUUUCUUCGCCCCCCACCAUCACGACACUCGAGCGCAGUACGACCCCCCUUCUCCAACCUCAAACGAACAAACCGCCCUCAUCAACCUCCCCGCCUCUUCCUAUGAGAAUGCGCAGGAAUCCACCAUGUACUGGAAUUCGCCCACGACGCGCCACAUGCAAUACGCUGAAAUCGACCGCGAGACUACCGGUGUUCGCGGCUUCGUCAGACGCAUUCUGCCGCGGUGCGUUUCUGGGCCGACUGCGCAGGGGUUCUAUGAGAAAGACUCUGGUGGCGAUGGGGGUUCCGUGAGACGAUAUCGUGUUGAGCUUGCUGCUGCUGAUGAUGAUGAUGAUGAGCAUGCAGCUGGUGAUGGGCUUGAGAAGGAGAAGGAGGGGCUGAGGAUGCAGAGGGGUAAGCUGGAACGGCUUGCUCGUGGUACUGGGAAGGAGAAGGAGCGGAAGUGGGGAUGUUUUUGA